Dendroctonus ponderosae (mountain pine beetle) is the source of this 1320-nucleotide messenger RNA. Its product is annotated as facilitated trehalose transporter Tret1-like. The record is from RefSeq and is a predicted model, not a curated record. Gene Ontology annotation, cellular component: membrane. The coding region runs from base 1 to 1320 and encodes 439 amino acids. Gene Ontology annotation, biological process: carbohydrate transport; transmembrane transport. Gene Ontology annotation, molecular function: sugar transmembrane transporter activity. NCBI's taxonomy places the organism in Eukaryota, Metazoa, Arthropoda, Insecta, Coleoptera, Curculionidae. The transcript has a single exon.
AUGCACUACGGCUGGCCAUCACCAUCUCUCCCCAAGCUGCUGAACGGUUCUUCGCCAGUUGCUGUUACAAAUGACGAAGGUUCCUGGAUGGCGGUCAUGCCCCUGCUAGGCGCCCUACUAGGCUCCCUGAUUGUAGGCACCACCGUGGACAUUUUCGGCCGAAAGCGCACCAUCCUCAUCUCCUCACUGCCCUUUUUCACCGCCUGGAUGAUGGUGGCGUUCGCUCCCUCCGUCACCGUGAUAUACGUGGCGCGAUUCAUAGCUGGAGUAGCUGAUGGCUGGGUCUUCACCGCCAUGCCCAUGUAUAUCGGGGAAAUCGCCGAUCCGAGGAUCAGAGGCCUGCUCGGGUCCGGAGUGAGUGUGACGUGGAUCUUUGGGAUUCUUCUGAUCAACGUGAUCGGCUCCUACCUGAGCAUCACGGUUGCCGCGUUGGUCAGCAGCUGCUUGCCUUUGAUCGCAAUGGGGAGUUUUGCGUUUAUGCCAGAGUCGCCCUAUUACUUGCUGAUGAGGGGCAACGCUGAGGAGGCCAAGCGGAGCUUGCAACGUUUUCGCGGACUGAGCGAUGUGGACGCUGAGCUGAACCGAGUUACGUUCGCCAUCAGGGCGCAGAACAAAAACGCCGGCAAGUUCCUGGACUUGUUCAGGAACAAAGUGAACCGCCGGGCUGUGCUGAUCAUGAUGAUCCUCCGGGGCGCUCAGCAGCUGAGUGGAACCACCGCAGUCACCUUCUACGCGCAGUCGAUUUUCAUAGAAGCGGGCGACCAUAUUUCCUCGGAAGUGGCCACAAUCAUCUACUUCGGCGUCCAGUUGACUCUGGCCUGUUUCUGUUCCUCCAUAGUGGACAAAGCCGGGAGACGCCCGCUGCUCAUUGCCUCCAUUACGGGCUCCGCCUUGUUCCUGUUCAUGGAAGGCGCGUACUUCUACAUCAAGGCCUGCACCCAUUGGAACGUCGAAGCCUUCACCUUGGUGCCAGUGAUUGGGCUGAUUGGUUUCGUGGUCGUUUUCUCCUUGGGCAUGCAAACCAUCCCCAUUCUCAUGCUGGGAGAGCUGUUCUCCUCCAAUGUGAAGGCCUUUGCGCUUUGUCUGGCCGAUAUCUACUUCUCCAUCAUCGCGACUGUGGUCUCCAAGUUCUUCCAGAUCAUGAAGGACUCCUUCGGCAUGUACACGCCCUUCUUUGCCUUCUCCUUCAGCUGUUUGGUCGGUCUGGUUCUGAUCGUUCUUUUUGUGCCCGAGACCAAAGGAAAAACGCUGGAGGACAUUCAGGCCAGUUUGAGCGAGCAAAGCGAGCCAACUAGUCAAGAGGCCAGCAACUUAUCCUAA